ACGGGGGGAGGGGACCCGCCCCCUGGCCCCGGCCUCCCGGCCCAGAGCGGUAGAGGCUGUCCUCCCCUCCCCGUCCUCCCCUGCCCCCCUCGUCCCCCCCAAGCCAGCAAGGGGGGAGGGCCCGGUCUGUCCCCCCUCUCCCCUGUCACUUGUCCCCAAGAGCCCGGGGCCGGGGCGACUAUGAACAGCUAACCCGCGGAGGCCGGCUCAAUCUCACCGCAACGGGAAAGUGGAGGCCGGGAAGGGAGGCCCAGCGCUGCUUAAAAUCUGAGUCCCCGGGGAGGGGAGGCCAUGGCCACCUACUACCAGGUGCUGGGCGUCCCGCCGGCGGCCUCCGCGGAGGACAUCAAGAAGGCCUACCGCAAGCUGGCCCUGCGGUGGCACCCGGACAAGAACCCCAGCCUCAAAGAGGAGGCCGAGAAGAGGUUCAAGCAGGUCUCCGAGGCCUACGAGGUCCUGUCGGACUCCAAGCGGCGGGCGGCCUACGACAGGACCGGCUGUGACACCUGGCGGGCGGGCGGCGGAGGCAGCGGCGGCGGAGGCCGGGGCGGAGGCCGGGGCGGAGGCCCUAACGUCCCCUACGGAGGCGGGGGCAGCCCGUUCGAGGCCGGCUACAGCUUCCGCAACCCGGAGGACAUUUUCCGCGAGUUCUUCGGCGGCCUCGACCCUUUCUCCUUCGACUUCUGGGACUCCCCUCUCGGGGGCGGCGGAGGCCGGGCCUCCGGGGGCGGCGGAGGCCGGGCCUCCGGGAACGGAGGCCGGGGCCUCCGCGGGGCCUUCUCCGCGGGCUUCGGGGAGUUCCCGGCCUUCAUGGAGGCUUUCUCGUCGUUCGACGCGCCCGGCCGGGGCGGGGGCAGCCGCACGGCCUUCUCCUCGGCCUCCUUCGGAGGCUCGGCCGGAGGCAGCUCGGGCUUCAGGUCGGUGAUGUCGUCCACGGAGGUCGUCAACGGCCACAAGGUCACCACGAAGAGGGUCGUGGAGAACGGGCAGGAGAGGGUGGAGGUCGAGGAGGACGGGCAGCUCAAGUCGGUCACCAUCAACGGCAAGGAGCAGCUGAAGCGCGUCGACAACAAGUAGAGGCCGGGCCUCCCCGCCGGGCCUCCUCCUCCUCCCCCCCCCAGCCGCCGGGCCGCCUCCCUUAGAGGCUUUGAAUAAAUGUGCCAAGUGAGUUCGUGCAGA
Molecule: messenger RNA, 1179 nt
Organism: Microcebus murinus (gray mouse lemur)
Lineage: Eukaryota; Metazoa; Chordata; Mammalia; Primates; Cheirogaleidae
Source: RefSeq, a predicted model, not a curated record